This is a messenger RNA of Ceratitis capitata (Mediterranean fruit fly), 526 nucleotides long. RefSeq lists its product as hypothetical. Bases 77 to 379 code for a protein of 100 amino acids. The record is from RefSeq and is a predicted model, not a curated record. The transcript is spliced from 2 exons. Lineage: Eukaryota; Metazoa; Arthropoda; Insecta; Diptera; Tephritidae.
UGACAUUUCCUCAAUAAUCAACGUGCUGGAAUUAUAAUUAUUCGUUAUAAACAAAAAUAAAUUAAAAUUUAGAAAAAUGGUGCAAGGAAAAUUCAAAAAAGCCAAAUUACCAGCAAGUUUGCAGAAGAAACAAAAGGAGAAAAAUGCCAAGGCAUUUACAAGGAGAUCAAAUGCACCAAUUCAGGCAAAAAAAUCUAAAUUCAAUGAACAACAAAAGAUUAAAGCUGCCAUUUCCAAGACCGUCAACAAAUCUGUAGAGAAUGAGCUACGCUCACGUGCUGUGGAAGGACAAAUUAAAUUGAGUAAAGCGCAAGAAGCAGUGGCGAAACAUCAUCAAGCGAAAGCAGCUGAGGCAGGCCCAUCAACGUCGACAUCUUAGUAAAAUUUCAAUUUUCGGUUAAUUAGUUAUUUUACUUCUGUAAACACAUGCAUUCAAACAUUAGUUCUCAUGUAUAAUGGCUACAUAUAUGAAAUGUAAUUCUAGACUGUUAAACAUAAUUAAAUAUAAUUCAUAAUUAAAAAACUA